CUAGCCUUUCCCGCUGAAUGUCACUAUUACCAUAGUAAAGGGAAGGGCCCCGCCGAGGGGGUGGCGGGAGGGCCAACCGCGCCGCAGGAUGGGUGCCGCGUGUGGGCAAGGGCAGCCGGCGGGCGCAGCGCCUUGGCGCAGGGACCGGCCCGCCCCGCCCCUGGGCAGGGCCACUCGGGCAACACCGCCGGGCGGGAGCAGACUCCUUAAGCUCCGCGGGAGAGCGGGCGGCUGGGGCGGGGAGGGUCUGUGGAUGGGAGCCGCCGGGCUGACCCACUUCCCCAGUUUUCCCCUCGGCAGUACUCACGGAGGUGGAAAGGCAGCCGCCUCGCUCUGCCGACUGACCCGGGAGAGUCGCUGCUGCCAGACGCCAGCGGCCCGCAGGGGCUCCUGCACCGGCCGGCGCCGCCCCACCCUUCCUUUGGGAAAGGGGAAAGGCUCCCUAAGCCUCGGAGGAGGAACUCACCCUCCUCUUCUCACAUUAUCCCAAGCCAGUGAAUGGGGCAGACCCAGAACCCUACCACACCACCAGCUAACCCCCAGCAGCAAAAUCAAGAAAUGUGGCAGUGAGGUACCCCUGGGCUAUACUAAAAAGGGAAGAGAGCUAAUAUGUAAUCAGUACUAUGAAUGUCUCAGUCACCGCGUCACUGGGGUGAACAUGGGCUCUGGGGACAGACUACCUCCAUUUAAAUCCCGUUUCUGAUACUGCUAUGAAUUGAACAUUUUCAUCCCGUCCAAAUUUCAUGUUGAAAUGUAAUCCCCAAUGCAACAGUAUUGGAGGUGUGGCCUUUGGGAAGUGAUUGAUUUAUGGGGGUUCCGCCCUCAUGAAUGAGAUUGGGUGCCCUUAUAAAAUGGCUUGAUGAAGGGAGUUCACCCCUGUUGUCCUGUCUUCUGCCAUGUAAGGACGCAGCAGCAUUUUUCCCCUCCAGAGGAUAUAGCAUUCAAGGCACCAUCAUGGAAGAAGACAGCAGCCCUCAUUAGAUGCCAGCCUUGAUCUUGGACUUCCCAGCCUCUAGAAAUGUAAGAAAUGAAUGUCUGUUUUUAUGAAUUACUCAGUCUGUGGUAUUCUGUUAUAGCAGCACAAAAUUGCCUAAGACAUAAUAAAUGUGAAACUUAGAAAAGUGA
This is a messenger RNA of Macaca mulatta (Rhesus monkey), 1125 nucleotides long. Lineage: Eukaryota; Metazoa; Chordata; Mammalia; Primates; Cercopithecidae. The record is from RefSeq and is a predicted model, not a curated record.